UUCUUACUCCACGGUCUCACCGACACACCUUCGCCAGUUCCCCGGUCCACCUGUCGACCUCGCCCCGAAGAAAACCAUGAGUUUCAGCGGUACCUUCAAGCCUUCCAAGAUCGACAAGGAGGGGAUGAAAAAGUUCUACGAACUUCUGGAGGCUCCCCCGGCUGUUUUGGAAGGUUUGGAGAAAUUUGGGCCGGACAAGAUACACUUCACCACAGUGGACAACGGAGACUCCAUAACCACUACUAUACAUGGUCUUCCAGACGGAGACAAGGUGAAGACCAUGAAGCUGGGUGAGGAAGUGGACGACCAUGGUCGCCUGGGGAAGCUCAAGCUGAAAAUGGUGCGGGAUGGAAACAAGAUGCGUUCCACGGAGACCUACGCCAACGGGAAAACCAGCAGCAUCGUGCGGGAACUCAACGGGGACGAGAUGACAGUCACUAUGACUACAGGUGACUUCACGGUCUCCCAUGUGUACAAGCGGGAGUGAUGACAACUGUUGGAACGGCAACUCACUUCUUCAACGGGUGCCUGAUUUCUACGAAGCCACCGUGCACAUGCAUAAGCUGCUUUUCAAACGCUUCCGUAAACGUAAACCAAGCACACUAGUACCAUUCUACGAAGGCCCACAGCGACAAUACAUGUGGAAACAGUAGCCAAUCAAACAGUAGCAAAGCUGUCUACUUUUGUCGUUCAGCUUGCUACUGCUGAUAUCAUGUAAGAAGACCGUACACGGUCUACGAUUGGGCGUUGAUAUCCUUUUGGUUGCAGUGUGGUUUUCUAUGCAAUAAAUUGCCUUUUUUGCAAAGAUC
This is a messenger RNA of Branchiostoma belcheri (Belcher's lancelet), 809 nucleotides long. RefSeq lists its product as uncharacterized. The transcript is spliced from 5 exons. Lineage: Eukaryota; Metazoa; Chordata; Leptocardii; Amphioxiformes; Branchiostomatidae. Gene Ontology annotation, molecular function: lipid binding. The record is from RefSeq and is a predicted model, not a curated record. The coding region runs from base 77 to 487 and encodes 136 amino acids.